AUGAAACCUCCGUCUCAAUCGGUUAAGAAAAAGGGUGCUCCAAAGAAAGUGAAGCCUACGCCGAAUGACAACUCGACUACACGGUCUCCUUCAUAUUGUGAGCACGUCGAAAAACUCUUUCCCGACUCACCUACUCCUAAAUCUCAAAAAAUUUCAAACAAAGAAGCUUGCAUUAGCAAACCGCCUCUUACACCUAUUGCUCAGAAAGUAUCGACUCUGACACCUAUUGCCACAAAAAUUCUAUCAAUCGAAGAGGUACAUAAUGAUCCAAAAAUUUCAUUCAUCGACGAGAUGCCGAUUUUUAUGCACAAAUACAUCAACCGGAUCGUUAAUGUGGCGGGGGACGGUAAUUGCGGAUUCUGGGCCGUAUCGGCUUUGCUUGGUAAGGGAGAGGAUGACCAUAAGCUUGUCUGUCAUGAACUUAUCGAAGAAUUGGUGAACCAUAAAGACAUACACGCGGGUAUUUGGAGACGAAGCUAA
This is a messenger RNA of Vicia villosa (hairy vetch), 480 nucleotides long. RefSeq lists its product as uncharacterized. The transcript has a single exon. The record is from RefSeq and is a predicted model, not a curated record. Bases 1 to 480 code for a protein of 159 amino acids. NCBI's taxonomy places the organism in Eukaryota, Viridiplantae, Streptophyta, Magnoliopsida, Fabales, Fabaceae.